CUGCCCCAUUUCACAGACUCCUGGACUUCCUCAGGACUCACAAGGGCCCAGCAACCUGCAGAGUCCGGUGAGCUUUUCCCUAACAGUGUCAACAUGGCUGCUGCUCCAUAAUGGCUGCCUAUGACCAUUCGCUGUCCAUGCAGCAGCAGCUGCUCCAAGCCAUGAACGCCACGUCGCCUCCGGCCCUGGACGUCCCCUACUUGCUGAGUGAGAGCCUGAUCGCGCUGUUCUCCAUCGUGGGCAACGUCUUCAUCUGCGCCGUCGUCCUACAGAGCCGGAAGCUGCGGGCCAUCGUCACAAACUACUUCCUCGUCUCUCUGGCCGUGGCAGACGUCUUGGUUGGGGCAGUGGUCAUCCCUUUUGCCCAAUUUACCGACCUGGGUUUGCCACGCUACCGGUCGCAGCUCUGCCUCCUGAUGUUGUGCAUGCUGCUGGUGUUGACGCAAGCCUCCGUCUUCGGGCUGCUGGCCAUCGCCGUCGAGAGGUAUAUCUCCAUCCUGAAGCCUUUCCAGUACAAAUCCUGGAUGAGCCCCCUCAACGCCCUCCUGGUGAUCUUGGCGUCCUGGGUGCUGGCUCUUCUGAUCGGCCUACUGCCCAUGAUGGGCUGGCACAAGCCCUUGCCAGCCAGCGGGGAGUGUCUCUUCAACGACAUCAUCACCAACACCUACAUGGUCUACUUCAACUUCAUGGCCUGCAUGCUGGCUCCUCUGCUGGUCAUGAUGGUCCUGUACGGGCGCAUCUUCCUGGAGGUCAAACAGCAAAUCCGCAAGGUGGCCGAGGGAGAGGUGGACGUCAGCGCCCAGGAGAGGCGGCGGAUGAUUGUCCGCAAAGAGCUGCAGACGGCCACGUCGCUGUUCAUCAUCCUCUUUUUCUUCACUGUCUGCUGGCUCCCGGUCCACAUUCUCAACACGGUCAUGCUGCUCUGCCCCGCCUGCCCCAUCCCGAACCAGCUCAUCCUGGCCUCCAUCAUCCUUUCCCAUGCCAACUCCGCCAUCAACCCAGUCAUCUACGUCUUCCGCAUGAGAUCCUUCCGGAAAGCCUUCGAGAGCGCCUUUUCGGGCAUCUGCUCCUCCCCCGCCACAGAUGCCUUCUCCACCUCCAGGAUAACGCCUUCCAACGUCUCGGAGGUGCCUCUUCGGAAUCUGUCUUUGCCGGGGAAGUGAAUGCAGAUUCUCAGCUUGAGGAUGGUGGGGGUGCAAGGCAGGAGGCCAACAGCAGGUGGCGCU
This is a messenger RNA of Podarcis raffonei (Aeolian wall lizard), 1226 nucleotides long. RefSeq names its product adenosine receptor A1-like. Gene Ontology annotation, molecular function: G protein-coupled adenosine receptor activity. Gene Ontology annotation, biological process: vasodilation; G protein-coupled adenosine receptor signaling pathway; adenylate cyclase-activating G protein-coupled receptor signaling pathway. The record is from RefSeq and is a predicted model, not a curated record. The coding region runs from base 111 to 1163 and encodes 350 amino acids. The transcript has a single exon. Lineage: Eukaryota; Metazoa; Chordata; Lepidosauria; Squamata; Lacertidae. Gene Ontology annotation, cellular component: membrane.